Molecule: messenger RNA, 3431 nt
Organism: Drosophila virilis
Lineage: Eukaryota; Metazoa; Arthropoda; Insecta; Diptera; Drosophilidae
Gene: Btk
Product: tyrosine-protein kinase Btk29A
Biological process (GO): intracellular signal transduction; protein phosphorylation
Cellular component (GO): plasma membrane
Molecular function (GO): ATP binding; protein binding; non-membrane spanning protein tyrosine kinase activity
Source: RefSeq, a predicted model, not a curated record
GUUCCGUCGCGUCGGCGCGUUCGCAACACAGAACAACUGCGCGUUAAUUAUUAAUAAUAAUAAUACGUUAUUAGCAUUAAGCAGUUGCACAGUAAUAAACGCGCCAACACAAGUUGCCAUACACAUCUAGUCAAAGUACGUGCGACGUUAGCUUGAACUCGCUUGAACGGCACUUGCUGUUCCGGGAAUUGGCAAAUGGUAUCGCCGCCUGUUGCGUGUCUGUGUGUGAAAUCCUCAUAUGUUUGUGUGCGUAUGUGUGCGUGUGUGUGUGUGCACAGCUGAGCCUCCUCCGAAUUGUUUAUAAUUUUUUCGCCUGCUACUCAGGGAGAGCAGUAUGCAAAUGCUGUCAAAGCCGGUCGCGUCGCAUUCAUUGUUAUCGCCGUCGUCUUUGUUGAGCGUGCGCGCCGCUUAAGCGAAAGUGAUUUGUUGUUAUUAUUCCGUUUGUUCAACGCGCUUCGAUCGGUCAUUGCUUCAAUUGCCCAAUCAACGGCACUUGUGAUACCCUUUCCUGUUGCGCCACAGCGCGAUGCUGAGCAGCAAAAUGCAGCGCAGCUCACAUGGCAGCAUCAAGUCGUCCUUGUCGCUGCGCUCCAGCAGCAAAUCCUUUCAGGCCAAAAUGGACAAAAUGUCGGAGCAUCUGUACGAUAUUGUCAAGAGCGGCUCCAUGGUGAAGCGUGCCCAGAACAAGAAGCGUUUCACGCCCGUCAACUACAAACAUCGCUGGUUCGAACUGACCAAGCGUACAUUGUGCUACUACGAUGUGGAGAAUGUGGAGCGACGCCGCGAACGGGGCCGAAUUAAUCUGAAAGGCGUUCGCCUCGUGGAGGAGGCGACUGUUAACGGCGAGGGCGGCGAUCCCUUUGCGCCGGAUGGUUACCCGUUUCAAGUGGGCUACUGCGAGACGACAGCCGCACAGCAGCCGCAACAGACGGCGGACCAACAGCAACUGGGCGAGGGGCAACUGGUGGGCAGAGCGGUGCCGCAGUACACGCUCUACGUGAUAGCCAACAGCGAGAAGGAGCGCAGCGAUUGGAUACGCGCCAUACGACAAGUUUGCGAGGACAGCAACACGCCCAAGUCGUAUCGGUAUCAUCCUGGUCUCUGGUCCGGCAAGAAGUGGAGCUGCUGCAAGAAUCUAGCAAGGAGCACCUUCGGUUGCCGCGCCGCGGCUCACUGGCGCGAGGCCAACAAUAAUCCAAGCAACGGCAGUUCUCCAGCCCAGAAUUCGACGCGCAGCAUCAGUCCAAACAACUCGACGACCAACAGUCAAUUCAGUUUGCAGCACAACAGCUCCGGCAGCCUAGGUGGCUCCGGCAUUGUCGGCGUCGGAGUCGGAGUCGGUGGCGGACUCGGAGUCGGAGUCGGAGUCGGUGGUGUUGGCGGCAUUGUUGGCGGUGCAGGCUUGGGUAGCCCGAACGGCGUAGGAGGCGGCGGUGGCAGUUGCACGCCCACAUCGCUGCAGCCACAGUCCUCGCUGACAACGUUCAAGCAGUCACCCACUUUACUUAACGGCAACGGCGCUUUGUUAGAUGCCAACAUGCCCGGCGGAAUACCAACGCCCGGCACGCCCAACUCCAAAGCCAAGGACAAUUCACACUUUGUCAAGCUUGUGGUGGCGCUUUAUCCAUUCAAAGCCAUUGAAGGCGGCGACUUAUCAUUGGAGAAGAAUGCCGAAUACGAGGUCAUUGACGAUUCACAGGAGCAUUGGUGGAAGGUCAAGGAUGCACUCGGCAAUGUCGGCUAUAUACCCAGCAAUUAUGUGAAGCCCAAGGCGCUGUUGGGUCUGGAGCGUUACGAAUGGUAUGUGGGCGACAUGUCGCGACAACGCGCCGAGUCGCUGCUCAAGCAGGGCGACAAGGAGGGCUGCUUUGUGGUGCGCAAGUCAUCGACCAAGGGUCUCUAUACGCUAUCUCUGCACACCAAAGUUCCCCAGUCGCAUGUGAAGCACUAUCACAUCAAGCAGAACGCCCGCGGCGAGUAUUAUCUGAGCGAGAAGCACUGCUGCGAAACAAUUCCGGAUCUGAUUAACUAUCAUCGGCACAAUUCGGGCGGAUUGGCGUGCCGGCUUAAGUCAUCGCCCUGCGAUCGUCCGGUGCCACCGACGGCGGGCUUAUCGCACGACAAAUGGGAAAUCCAUCCCAUGGAGCUGAUGUUGAUGGAGGAGCUGGGCUCGGGCCAGUUCGGUGUGGUGCGUCGCGGCAAAUGGCGCGGCUCAAUCGAUACGGCCGUCAAAAUGAUGAAGGAGGGCACCAUGUCCGAGGAUGAUUUCAUUGAGGAGGCCAAGGUCAUGACCAAGCUGCAGCAUCCGAAUCUUGUACAGCUGUAUGGCGUCUGCUCCAAGCAUCGUCCCAUCUAUAUUGUUACCGAGUACAUGAAGCAUGGCUCGCUGCUCAACUAUUUGCGCCGGCACGAGAAUACGCUCAUCGGAAACAUGGGCCUCCUGCUGGACAUGUGCAUACAAGUGAGCAAGGGCAUGGCCUAUCUGGAGCGACACAACUAUAUACAUCGCGAUCUGGCGGCACGCAAUUGCCUUGUCGGCUCCGAGAAUGUUGUCAAAGUGGCCGACUUUGGACUCGCGCGCUAUGUGCUGGACGAUCAGUAUACCAGCUCUGGCGGCACCAAGUUUCCCAUCAAAUGGGCACCGCCCGAGGUGCUCAACUACACGCGCUUCUCUUCCAAAAGCGAUGUGUGGGCUUACGGCGUUCUCAUGUGGGAGAUCUUUACCUGUGGCAAAAUGCCCUAUGGCCGUCUAAAGAACACCGAAGUUGUGGAGCGUGUCCAGCGCGGCAUUAUACUAGAGAAACCAAAGUCGUGUGCCAAGGAGAUAUACGAUGUCAUGAAAAAGUGCUGGUCGCAUGGGCCCGAGGAGCGUCCCUCGUUCCGUGUGCUCAAAGAGCAGCUGGCGCUUGUGGCCCAAACGCUGACCGACUAAGCGGAUGCGGAUGCGAAUGGGAUGGCAAUGGAUCGACUCUGGUCUGGGAUCACGCACUGAUUAGCAAACCAACAUAAAUAUAUACAACUAAAUAUUAACUAUAUUUGAGAUAUGCUAUUCAGAUAUGAAGGCAUUAACUUAAGUAACAAAGCAAAGCAAAUUAUGUUUGGAUCGUGCAUAGUUUUUCAAAUAUGUAUGAACAGAAAAGUUGUAGUUGCAGCUAAAGAUUAUUCACAAUUAUAUUUAUAACACACUUUAUAUAUAUAUAUACAUAUAUAUAUGAGCUACAAAUGAUAUCAUUAUGUUUAUAUAUAAAUCGAAUUAGAUGUGUGUAUAUGUAUGUGCAAGGUUAUAGAGCGCGUUUAACUGGCAUACAGAAGCGAAAGCAAAAGAAAAACAUUAACUAUAUAUAUAUAUAUAUAUGGAUUAUAGUUAACUGUAGCAAAUAGUCAAAUUUUUGAUACAUUUCAUAACAAAUAUACGAUAUGCAUACAAAAUA